Lates calcarifer (barramundi perch) is the source of this 8445-nucleotide messenger RNA. RefSeq names its product cardiac-enriched FHL2-interacting protein. Bases 733 to 3108 code for a protein of 791 amino acids. Gene Ontology annotation, cellular component: Z disc. Gene Ontology annotation, biological process: positive regulation of calcineurin-NFAT signaling cascade. The transcript has 4 exons. The record is from RefSeq and is a predicted model, not a curated record. Lineage: Eukaryota; Metazoa; Chordata; Actinopteri; Centropomidae.
AUUAGCCCAGCCCCACCAAUGUCAUAUCAGUUGGCAGACAUCUGGCUCCAACUAUGAAGUAGAGCUUCAGGGACUGUCACGCUAAUCUGGAAAUAUGUGAUGCAAUGGGCUAUAUCAGAGCACUUGUUUCCCUGGGUGACAAAGGCAAAAUGAGUCAGCCUCUAAAUGUUAACCAAUGGUGCCAACAACCAGGCCCUCUGUCAUCAAAGGUACCUAACAGUAAAGAGAGGACCGAUGUGGGAACCUAUCAGCCCUCACUGCUUAGUUACCAAAAUAACCAAUGACAGUGUCCAUUUCAUCCUGUUGGUCUGCCUUGCCCUGCCACUCGACACCCACUGGUUAUUCCAAUGUGAGCUAGCUAGCUGCGACCUGUGUUGCUGCUCAGUUUGGCCACAGCGACUUGUGCAUCUAUUUUGGUAUCUUCUGAGCUCGCUAUCAGGAGCCUGGCCGCACCAGUGCAUUUGAACAUGGAUCUGAAGGCUUGACUCACUUCGCAGGUGGUACUGCACUGGAUUCUUGGACUCUAAAUUGAGGAUUUGUGUUUGAUACCAGGUUCUAGAUUGGACCCCUAUACUCAGCAUGAAAGACCCAUCACCAAGGAAGUUUACAAAUCCUGCCACUUCCUUGAUGUUAUCGUGAGCUGGAAGAAAACCAAAGGACCUACAGUGCUGCAGCGGCUGUAGAAGAGUCAAGACUGGUGAUGCACAAAACAGAAAGACACUUGUUGACAUCAUGAGCUGUGUGGAAAAGCGACACAUGAGCCAUCGGGUAGGGAGCAUGCUCCACCAUCGCUUCCCCAACGGCUUCAGCGACUUGUUUAUGGACGAGACUGAUCGGGAGGUCAGCACUCUCACCGAUCGAGCCUUCCGAAGUCUCUGCGUUGGAGAUGACGCAGUUUAUAACGACGAGUUCUUGUAUGGAUACUCACCUUUCAGCUGCCACAAACCCUUGGCGGGGGAGCCUCUUAAAAAGACACAUCAUAAGGAAUCUAAAAAGCAAGGGCAAAACAAAAACGACAAAAAUGAUGCCCAACCAUGGAAACAGCAGCAACAGAAUAAUAUGUCCCACAUGUCAUCUUUCCUUAAGGCAUUAAGUGCCACAGAGGAAAGCUGUGAGGGAAUGUUGAUCAAAAAUGGAGGCAUGACAGAUUCUAAUGGGGAAUCAUGGGAUAAGUCGGCACUUCGCAGCAUCCAAAGAGAGCUAUCGGAAUUCUCCUCGGAUUAUCACACCAAUCUCACAGAGAGACAUUACAAGAACCAUCACUCUGGCGAUGGUUCAUCAAACAAAACUGGCAAAGAUCUUGCCCUUCUCUCAGGGAAAUCCUCAAAGAUCAAAAAUGGGAAAUCAACUGUCAAACUAAGGAAACUUAACAUCAAAAACUUUUUCCUCCACAGUGAGUUUAGCCCUUUCCAAACAUGGAGAGACUUUAACCGGUUCCCCUUCGGGCAAGAGGAGACAGUCACGUCUAUUCUUCCCACAGAUAAUAUCCCUAAAUGGUAUGACUUGCCAUUUUACAAGGAGCUGACAGAGGCACACAGAAAAGAGACUCUGCACACAGAAGAGGCACAGUCAUGCCAGAAAGCAGUAGUUGAGCCCCCUCCACCCACUGCUCCUAAACCCAUCCCUCCGCCUCCUCCACCAAAGGUCCUGCCAAAGCCUUCAGCAACCCCAGCUGAGAAGAGGUGCUCAUCAGAGGGAGGGGAUGGGAAUGCUGCCCCCUGGAGGCGCAACAGGUCCAGGGCAAAAAGUACUGUUCCAGUCAAUCAGCCUGGGGUACCAAUUCAAGACAAUUAUGCAAAGACAGUGGAUGAAAGUCUUUUGUUGGUCAAAAAGGAGGCUAAAUCUGUAGAGGUGAAAGCAAUUGAAGAAGUCAGCUCUUUGGCCUCUACUCCAUUCAGUAUCUGCCAACUUAUGACUCCCCUCAUUCCCUCUAGACAACCAACAGAAACAUCAGAAAUCCUCCAAGGAGUCCUCUCGCCCUCUGCCCUUGACCUUCCACUUAGACCACACUCUGAGGCCAAAGUGACCCCUGAACCUCCGGUCAAGCGGGACAGCUACAAAUCGCUAGCCUCUAGCAUCCUCUUCAACCUAAAAGACAACAGGAAACGGGUGAAAAGCCGUUACAGCCCACCUAAAUUCAAAACUUUAGAGUUGCCUGAGGAUAGCAUCCCAUCUCCACAAUCAGAUCAUUUGAAACAUCCACAAGCUGGCUCUGAGGGCAAUGCAUCUGGCUUAAGCACUCCUGCCAUUUUAAAAGAUGGACAGACGGUUUGCAGUCCUAUCUUGGAACCUGCUGGCAGCCCGACUGUGGAUCCUACAAAACAAGACACUGAGAGGCCUCUGUCAGAUGAUUAUUUAUUAUCAAAUCUACUGCAAACCAAGAGGGAGGCUGCUGGUAACAGUGGUUUUGGUGAGGAGAAUCCUAUCUCACCCUUUAUACACUCAAAAAAGAACAAGAGCCCAAUGACUAAAAAGCAAAACUAUCCCUCUCUGAAUUUGUACAAGAAAGCCAGCCCUGUUGACAGUGAUAUGAAAUAUCUUCAAGUCCCUCUGAGCACCGGUGCUCCUGUGCACAUAGACCAACCAGCUGAGACAAAUGAACUUUCACCACUCAUGCUAAACAAAGAAAAGUCCCCAAAAACACUGCCAACAACCACAGGGCUUUCACCAAAUACUUUAAAUGUCAACAAAGAUCGUUCACCCAUAAUUUCACCCCAAGCAACUGAGAACGAGAGGUUGUCAUCAAAUAUUUUGGUGGGGAAAAGACCCUCAAAUGUACCAGGCAAAACAAAACAGUCAGUGAAAGACACAAAAGAAAAAGACUUUGGAUUGCAGCCGGCUUCUAAGGAAAAAGAUGCUGGCGGCCAAACCAUGAGUACAAUGGAUGUGAUCAGAGCAGCAAGGGAAGCAAUUAAUGCAACAAAACAUAGAGCUCUAUCUGCGGCUCAGUCAGAAAGCAUCAGUAAGCCGAUUUCAGAAAUAGAAGAAAUGAAGGAAAGAGAAAUAGACGAUAGGGUUGCUUAUUCAAAGGAAAAGUUUAGCAGCAAUAGGGAGAGUUUAAUGGCAGAAAACAAUGUUUUACUUCAAAGUAAAAAUGAAACAAGCUAGUGCAGCUCUGGCUAGCAAAAAUAGUAAUGUCAAGAAAGAGCCUCCACCAGUUCCCAAGAGAACUUUUGCAAAAUCUGAUAUUGAAUUUGCUCUUGACAAACAGCAAACAUAUAAUGCUGACAAGCCCACUAAUAGUGAUUUGGGGGAGGCAAAACUAGAUUUACCACCAAAAGAAAAUGAAUCUGUCUCAAAACAAGGGAAGGCCAAACGCAUAUUCUCAGCCAGACAAAACAAUUAUAUAAAGCAUCAGAGACAUGCAUUGACGGAUGAUGAACAAGUAGAGGAAUGUGAAGAAGGUGAUUCGAAUGUGAACAGGAGAAUGGAGACGGAUGAUGAGUCACUAAAAGAAACAAGAGAUAGUGAGCAUAUAAUUAAUGAUUUGCAUGCUUUGAAAGAGCUGGAGAGAGCAAGGCUUGGUGAUCGUAUUCUUGAGAAUGCUAAGAACAAACUAGGGGUUAUUAACAUAGAUGAGGAGGCCAGGGCUAAGAAUGAUUUGAUCUCAAAGGAACUUCGGAAUAUAAAGAAGGGCAUGCUGUCUAUGAGAGGGAACACAUCAGCUAAGAGAGACCUAUUUGCAAAGAAAGAGAAAGAACAGAGAAAGCAGGAGGGUUUCACAAAAUUAGACAGUAACGUCAUUGUAAAUAAAGCACUUAUAAAUGAUAAUUAUGACAAAGCCAAAAUGGCACUUGAAGAGAUCAUCUCAGAAAGGCAGAAGAGAAAGAAUAAAUUAACAGAUCAAGAUGCAAAUCAAAUAACUGAUGAGAACGCAAGUGAUGAAAGUUAUGUAACAAGGGUAGAGCAACGUAAAAAAGCUAUGAAAGACUCUAUGAUGGAGGGCAAGGAAAAACAAAAUGGCAGCACUUCCACGCUAAAAGAGAAAGAACUAAAAGAAAGGUUAGGUGAUUUGAGAGACCACAAUCACAUGAAGCAGAUUCUGUCACAAACUGAACCUCGACUUGGUGAGACUCACAGAUGGGGUGGUAGGAUAGCUCUGCCAGGCAUGGACAAGAUUGGCAAUGAGCUAGACGCACUCCUUAAAAGUAAAGCUAAACAAGUUAAUGAUAAAUUAGCUGCUAAUCCGGGCUAUGAAUCAGAGGAAAUGAGUUUCAGACAUGUAGAAAAACAGAUGUCUGAAGACAGUGGAGAAAAUCUGAUUGAUGAAAUUGGAGGCAAAAAGUUAUAUGCUCCUCCUGUUCCCCCCAGGAGCAAAAAAGGAGGCAAUAGAGAAGAUGAAAGUGUUACUAAGGAAAUAGAUAGUUCACAAGAUGCAGCAGGUGAAGAUGUCUUUAACAGAGAUGGGAAAUGUGAGAAUGGUGAGGUACACUUAAAUGAGACAAGGAAGACAGGCUCAGGAAAACAAGAAGUAGACAGUAACCUGUUCAAAAAAGAGGCUGUUCCCAGUGUAAAUGAAACCACUUCUGAUAAAGGAUUAUGGGAUGUGUUUAACAGUGCAAAUUCAAAAUCUAUUACUGCAACUGAUGCAGUAAUGAGUGAGCCCUGUCUUACCUUCAAAUUACCCACAAUCUGAAAAUAGAUUAUACUUACCACCAAAAUUCAGAGAAGAUGAAAAUGAGGGGAAUAACCUGCAGACAGAUAUGAGCCCCACAAGGGAAGCCACAUUUGAAAGCAGCAAUGCUAAAGCACUGGAAACGCGCAAGAUAAAGCGAAAGGCCCCUUUAAAACCAGACCAUUUAAUUACACCAGAUGGUAAUGAAACUAAGAAUCUAGUAGCUGAAGAGGAACCACUCAAAAUAAACAGAACUGCUGAGGAAAUAAACGUGGAUACAGAGACUCUUAGUGAAAUGCCCAGAAACAUAAUAUCACCUUUACUGCUGGUAAAUGGUAUUAGUGUCAAUCAGAGCCCACCUGAUCAAGCCAGCUUGUCCUCAAAAUCUUCCUAUUUCUCUGUGGAGAGUGCACUGCACAGAAACACUGAGACUGAGUCAGUUGUUUACCACUCACUGGAGAACUUGAUUGGAGAGGUGGUGGAGGUCGAUGAGGGAUUGCGGAAUGUUUCACGGAACACGAAACAGGAUUCGGAGAGGACUGAAGUGGAUUAUUAUUCUCUAAGUGAUCAUGAGAGUGAGCCAGAGGUUGUAAAGUCACCAAUAACAUCUCCUCAAAAAGAAACAGAAGUACCAUACAAUGAUGGCAAAGAAAGAGAAAAUACCACCACAGACCAAAAGUUGACUCAUGAUGAAAAUAAUCAGACACCAUUAUCACCCUCUAACACUUUCUCACCAACCUUGGGGAUCCCUGCCUUAUUCAAAGUCAAAGACAAUACUUUCAGUGCUAAGUUGAAGAAGACUGUACAACCUUGGUCACCAAGAGGGAAUCUAGGUGGUUUAGAGAGGGGAGAGGAGGAGUUACAUCAAGUGAAGGAAAAUCCAGACCUCCCACCGGCUAAUGAAACAGCUGCCAGUGGUAGCACUUCAGUUCCUGUAGAAAUCUUCAAACCUAAAGAGAUUUCAUCCAACCAAUCACCUCCUCCGCUGCUCUCGCCUUCAAAUCUACAAAAUGAAAACACAAAGAAACCUCAGUUUGGGCAGUUCCUCACUGUCCCACAGGAGGAGGACAGACUUUCUGGGGUGAGUCCAUCAUCAGAGGGAGUGGAGAGCUUAACAACCAGCACAGCUGACACAGCUGAUGAAAUGGGAGUGCUGAUAGGCUGUGAAGUGUCAAAAGUUCCCAGUGAACACUCGGGAUCCACCUGCAGUGGUAAUGAAAGCCAAACAGGGCUACCCAAACCACCGGCUGUUUUACCCAAAUCUGAAAAGGCUGUUCUCAAAGCCAUUAAGCUGGCAAAUAGAAGACUGAAGAAGGAGGAGGCCCAGAAGUCCUCCCACAAGUCGUCUCAAAGCAGCAGCAAACACAGAGCAGAAAGACACAAGGGUGACAAAUCUGAGCAAAAAAGUAGCAGCAGCAGCAGGAAUAGCAAGAGCAGUGAGAAAAAAAACAGAGAAAAAAUGGAAAACAGUCAUCAUCAGAGUGAAAAUCACCACAGUAAAACCUGCAAUGACAGAAGUGAGCAACUACACCAUGAAAGAGGAGGCCACAACAGCGAAAACCAUCAUGACAGAACAGAAAUGAACAACAAAACACGGAGGCAGAGCCAUGAUUCAGUAGAUAGCAACAACCAGAGCAAAGAAGCACUACCCAGUGUUGCAACAGAAAGGCAAGGCCGCAGCACUGACAGACACAUCCGAGAGAAGUCCGAUAAAAGGCAUUACAGCACUGACAGGGUCAUCAGUAAUGUACCUGUGUACAAAGCUCAUGUCGGCGAGAGACCAAUGUCAGACAGGCCUUUCCAGCGAUCACAAAGCAUUGACAGGUACUUAGGAGAUAAAGUGGAACGCAGGCUCAGUCGCUGAUAUGUCAGUCAACGAGAGGUUUGAUCCAAGGGCCCACCGCAUUGAGAAAUCCAUCAUGGAUGAGCUUCAGCAGAGAGGCCGAGCCAGAGACAAGGUGAGCAGAGACAACCUACUGAGGAGGAGUCACAGUAUUGAUGCAUACAGCACCGAAGUACCUCAGCCUUCAACGCUGUCCCGCCAGUCAAGCCACACCAGCCACACCAGCCAGCUUUCUCGCCAGUCCAGCAUUGAGCACACCAUUGUCACGCAGUCCUUCCCUAUGACCCAACGCAAGCUCCUCCAGGAUCCAGACUCAGGGCAGUACUUCUUCGUAGACAUGCCUGUACAGGUCAAGACAAAAACCUUCUUUGAUCCCGAAACAAGAAGCUACGUGCAGCUGCCAGUCCAGCCACCAGAGGGUGCUAUUCCGCAGGCAUCCCCCAUGGAGGUCUUGACCCCACCUCUGGUUGUUUACCACGGCUUUGUCCCGGUGCCUCUGUCCCCCAUGGCUCAGAAAGCUACCAUCCAAGCCCCUCAUGUGGAGCCGGAGGAGUUUGAGCAGAGACACCUGGAAAGGUCAAGGCAAAUGCACUGUAAGGAGGGACAUCCAUAUUUAGAGCCUGUCUAUGGUCAACAUGACCACAUGUUAGGGGAGUUCAUGGGCACUGAGGAGCUCGACUGUCCAAGCUGAUAGGCCCUGAGGUUUGGAAGGAAAAAUCCACCCUCCUCAUAUGCUGUUUUGUGUCAACAAAUUGUGGUGUUCAUUGCAUUCCAGGAAUUAUUUUGUGAUCAAGUGCUGUAAGUUUUUGUUUUGGUAUUCCCAUCUUCAACCUGCCUUAUCUACUUUUACUCCAGUUAAGUGAUUUUCUACAUUUGCCACAAGGAUUUUUAAGCAAGCAAAAGUAUUUGUUGAUGGAUUUCUCCCCCAUUGGACUGUUCAAUGAUUGUACAAGAUGGUAAUUCCAGAAAGAAGUGCUCUGUUUUCUAAAAAUCCUAUGCUAUGGAGAUAUCUCAGUCUGAUGUUUCACAACGGUAUAUACUCUAUAAGAAAAAUAUACAACAAGCAACAAAAUGGACCCAGAAAUGCAAGGUACAUCGGCAAUACCUGUUAAUUUUUAACAGUGUUCAGGUGUUAAAGGGUGGAUUUUUCCUUCAAGGUGAAGUGUUUUCUCACUACAGAUAUUUGACUCCUGUUUUGCUUUACUUACCUUAAACUUUCAUGAGACACAGAAGCUGCGUGGGCUUAGUGAAGCUUAUGAGGCCUCUACUGUGUUUAUGAGGAGGCAUGUGUUUGACUUGAGUGUGAACUGACAGAUAAUGAUGAAUUUGUGGAUGAAUGAUAGUUGCUGCUGAAUGCCGUUGUUUGAAUGUGAGUUGAGGGAGUUGUGUAAGAUAAUGUGCAAUUUUUGAGACAGAUAAAGGACAUGGAUGAUCCAUGUACAUAAUGUAUUUAAGUGUAAAGAGAGAGGGUAAGCCUGAAUGUAAAUGUGGAAUAUUUAUUGUAAAUGCUGAGUUUGUUAUAUUUAACUACAGAGGUUUUCAAGUCUCUACUACUUUUCAGGUAUUGUGGCUUUUUAUUAUCUGAAAAGUUUGUUGCCUUGAGAUUCUUUUUCCACCAGACAGUUUUCCAGUCAUUUUAAUUAUUGUAAGAGAUACAUGAAACAAACAGAAUCGAUUAAAUAAAUAUCUUUAAUUUGUUACUGAUCUCAACUAAUCGUGUCCGCGCACCUAAAUUUUAAAGUUCUUUGCAUGCUAAAGUUGAAAUUGCAGUUACACCUGUUGAAUAUGUUUGAUACAACACAAAUUUCAUUUAUACUGCCUAAAAGCUUGAACUGGCAUUAUUGCAAUUAAUGUUUUUAAUGAGCAGAGGACAUGAAGGAGAAUUGGUAUUGCAAGUUUGUUGCAUUGGCAUUUUUCUAAAUUAGAGUAAAGCAGGGCUGUAUUGUGUCUGUGAUCCAUUCCAAUAAAAAACAACUGUUUUUACAGA